AUGCCGAAAUUCGACGUUCAUUUACCGGAAAUAUCGUGGGGUGAACUACCGAAAUUCGACAGACCGGAUCUUAAAGCAGUUGAACUACAAAUCGAUCCGAAGACAGGACGUUUGCUAGACGGUCAGGUGGAUCUUCACACCGGAAAAAUCAACGUUCCCAAAUUUGACUUGAAAACCGGAAAACUUCUUAAUCCCGUAGAUAAGAAAUUAGGAAAAACAAUACACGCGGCCAUUGACCCGGGUACCAUGACUUUACAUCCGGGACAAUUCGACGUCGACACCGGUAAAAUAGUCGGUAAAAUUGAUCCCAAAUCAUUAGACCUCAUUGAAAUCGACUACGAUCCUAAAACCGGAAACUUCAUCGGAAAGAAAGUUCGGGGAUUCUUCGGUAAAUUAGGAAAGGGAUUCGACGUUGAAAUGCCCAAAUUCGACAUUACGUUACCGGAUAUCAGUUUCGGUGAUCUACCAAAAUUCGACAGACCAGACAUGAAGGCCAUUGAGUUACAAAUCGAUCCUAAGAGCGCAUGCUUACUGGAGGGUCAAGUUGAUUUACCGACUGGUAAAAUCAACGCUCCCAAAUUCGACUUGAAAUCCGGUAAACUAUUACAUCCGGUUGACAAGAAGUUAGGUAAAAGCAUUGAUGCCGUUAUCGAUCCAGGUACUUUAACACUACAUCCAGGACAGUUCGACGUGAAAACCGGAAAACUCGUCGGUAAAAUCGAUCCUAAGACACUUGAGUUGAUUGACGUUGAUUUCGAUCCGAAAUCCGGAAAACUCUCGGGAAAGAAAGGAAAAGGUUUCUUUAGGAAGUUUGGGGAUGUAUUGUUUUCUAAGAGUGGGGAGUACAAACUGGAUAGUCCUGUUGAUGUUUCUGAUAGUGGUGAUUUUAGAGGUGAAUUUAAACGCCGGGGUUCGGAUAACGUUACGAAUAAAUUUUUAGAAAUGGAAAGGGCUCAAUCUCACGUUGAAUUUUCUCCGGUAGUUUUAUCGGAUAGUGACUUUUCAAAUUUCAAGUUUGUAGAUUUGUUAGUAGAUUCUAAUACUGGUGUUGUUUUGGAUAAUCUUUUGUCUCCGAAUUACAAUGUUCUUAGUCCGUCGUUCGAAGCCACAAAGUCUAAAUAUUUGUCUUCAGCCAAUGAGAAUAGUCCUUUGGUCGUUGUUAGAUGUUUAUAUGACGUUAACAACAUGACUUUGUAUCCCGGGCAAAUAAGUAGUAAAUCUGGAUCGAUAAUUGGAUAUUUUGAUCCUGAAAAUAAAAAAGUCAAAAAUGCUAAGUACGAUCCGAAAACUCGUAGUUUGAUUUUAAGUUCAUCUGGGGAUUCAAUUCAGCUUUUUAAUCCACUUAGUAAGAGAGAUUCUGAAAAAGAUAAUUUUGAUAAAAAGGGAUUGGAUCAUGGUACAAUUUCUUUUGAUAAACGCAAUGAAUUUCAACCUGUUGAAUUGCAAGUGGACUGUAAAACUGGUAAAAUUUUAGAUGGACAAAUGGACUUAAGAAAUGGUAAAAUCAAUGUUAAUAAAUAUAAUAUUGAUAGUGGAAAAUUGCGAAGUCCUGUAAAUCGUAAAGAUGUUAAAACUAUAUUGGUUUAUAUUGAUCCGUCUAAUUUGUCUCUAAUUCCGGGUCAGGUCAAUGAAAAUAAUGGAGUUUUAACAGGUGCAUUGGAUCCGAAAACUAUGAAACUUGUUGAAUAUAAAUUUGAUCCUAAAAAAGAAACUUUCAUAAUUGGAAAACCAAAAGAUUUUCCAUUGAAAAUAACUAGUAAAGGUAGUAAAGAUAUUGAAAUGCCAGAGAAAGUUGAAGUUAGUUUCGAGGAACUACCGGACAUUCUAUCUAUAGACAUGCAGAGCAUUGAACUGCAAAUAGAUCCAGAAAGUGGAAAAUUAUUAGAAGAUCAAGUAGAUAUAAAAACUGGAAAAUUAAAUCCUUCAAAAUUUGAUAUAUUAACUGGAAAAUUAAAAAAUCCUUUAGAUGAAAAAAUUGCAAAAACUGUAAUAGCUGUUUUUGAUCCGAGGACCAUGACAUUAAAACCUGGUCAAUUUAGUGAAAAGGACGGAUCAAUUAUAGGAAAAGUAGAUCCAAAAACGUCAAAACUAAUAGAAUUGAAAUACGAUCAAAAAUCGGGAAGUUUUGUUCCCGGUGUAACAAAAAGACUUUCGAGUUUAACAGAAAGUAAAGAUUUUGAAAGCAAAGAUACCGAUGUACCUCACAGUCCCGUUCCUUAUCCUCGCAGUUCACGAGAAAGAGACAGUCCGAAACCUAAAUCAUUACCUACCGAAAAACAACCUAAAAAACCGAAACACAAAAGUUUUGAGAUUCAAUGGGAUUUAACUAAUAAUAAAUUGGUUGGAGAUACUCUAGAUUUGAAAAAAGAAAAAAUUAAAGAUAAUUUUUACGAUAUGAAAACAGGAAAAUUAAAAAAUCCAGUUAAAGGAGAGUCUUUUGAUAUAUAUCACGUGGCUGUGGAUCCUAAUACUCUUAUAUUAGCACCCGGUCAAAUCGAGCCAUUAACUGGUAAAUUGAAUAAAGUAUUCAAUCCUGAUACAAACGAAUUUUUCGAUAUAAAAACAAAACCGCAAACUAAACCUUCUUCGCCAAUAAAGAGUUCGCCUGUCCAAGAAACUACAAAAAAACCUUCUCCAUUAGAAUUUAAACAACAUCCAACAACAACAGGUGAUUCGUCUAAAGAUAAAAAAGUCAUUUUCCAAAAUUUGCCCGAUUUAAAAUCGAACGAUAUGAAAGCAAUUGAAAUACAAAUAGAUCCGAAAACCGGUAAAGUACUCAAAGAUCAAGUUAAUUUUAAAUCAGGAGAAAUCGACGUUAAUAAAAUUAAUCCGAAAACGGGAAAACUAAAAAGUCCAGUCGAUGAAAAACGUGGUAAAAUUAUAUUUUUAAUUAUCGAUCCAAAAACGAACAAAUUAAAACCUGGUCAAAUCGAUGAAAUCGAUGGAGCUGUGAAAAGCGCACUAGAUCCCAAAACUAAAAAACUCAUCGACGUUGAUUAUGAUAAAAAGACGGAAACAUUUAGUUUUGCCAAACCUAAAGUUUACAGUAAAGAAACAUUACCUUUAAUUCACGGCCAAGAAUUUCCAGAAAUCAUGGAUGAAAACAUAAAACUUAUCGAGUUACAAAUUGAUCCUGAAACUGGAAAAUUAUUAGAAGGACAAGUCAAUUUAAAAACCGGUAAAAUUCAAACUUCAAAAUUUGAUGUUGACACGGGAAAAUUAAAAGCUCCAGUUGAUAAUAAAUUUGGUAGAACAAUUUAUGCAGUUAUCGAUUCGAGAGGAAUGACGCUGAAACCUGGUCAAUUUGAUCAACGAGAUGGAACAUUAAUCGGUACCUUGGAUCCGAAAACUAAAAAACUUAUUAAAGUAAAAUAUGAUCCGAGAAGUGGAGGGUUUAUGCCUGGUAAAAUAGAAGAAUAUUUGGAAAAAUUCAGCGUUGAACCUGACGAACCUGAUACGGAUGGUGAAAAAGUUUUUGAUACUAGUUUUGAAAAUCUUAAAUAUUUAGAUGAUAAGGACGCGAAAGGAAUUCAACUUCAAAUAGAUCCUGAAACGGGUAAAAUAUUAGACGGUCAAGUGGAUUUAAAAACAGGAAAAAUUGAUGUGUCAAAAUUUGAUAUAAAAACAGGAAAAUUGAAAGAUCCAGUUGAUUCGAAAUUCGGUUCCAUCAUCUAUGCAGUUAUGGAUCCUCGAUCUAAAACAUUAUUACCCGGACAAUUUGACGAACGAGAUGGUUGUCUUAUUGGUUAUUUUGAUCCGAAAAAUCGUAAGGUUACAAAAGUCAAAUACGAACCCAGAAGUAAAAUUUUCGGUACGGGAAAACCCAUACAAUUUUUAGAAGAUUUAGUUUCUCCUUCUGCGUUAAAAGAAUCCAAACAAUUUGUUCAACAUAGUUCUUUCGAAUUUCCUCCUUCGGAAUUUAAAUUCAAAGACGGCGUCAAGAGUGUAAAAUCAGAUGAUAAGAAAGGAGAAUCAGUUUUACCAAAGUCGGGAGAUAAAGAUGAUGUAACUCCCGAUGUAAGUCCAGUUUCUAAAAAAGAAAAAUUAAAAACUCCCGACUUGGUAUCAAGUACAAUUAAAACGGAUACGAAAACAGAUAAACAACCUCGUGAUAAAAAAGAUGAAAUUGAUAAAAAGCAGACGGAAAGUAAGGAGAAAAUACCUUCUCAAGAACAGAAAUUUUCUCCGGUUUUAGAAAAAUUAGUAAAACCCACACAUCAUUCAACUGGUUUUAAAUUAGAAUUUAAAGAAACGCCGGAAAAGAAAAGUUCUCCUAAAAAAGAAGAUUUAAAAGAUAUAAUUUUAUUUGAUGAACUACCCGAUUUAAAAUCAAACGAUAUGAAAGCAAUAGAAAUACAAAUAGAUCCAAAAACCGGUAAAGUACUCAAAGAUCAAGUUAAUUUUAAAUCGGGAGAAAUCGACGUUAAUAAAAUUAAUCCAAAAACGGGAAAACUAAAAAGUCCAGUCGAUGAAAAACGUGGUAUAAUUAUAUUUUUAAUUAUCGAUCCAAAAACGAACAAAUUAAAACCUGGUCAAAUAGACGAGAUCGAUGGAGCCCUGAAAAGCGCUCUAGAUCCCAAAACUAAAAAACUUAUAGAUGUCGAUUAUGAUCCAACGACAGAAAGUAUAGUGAGUAAAAAUAUCAUCAAGUUUGAGCCAUUAAUUAAAACAAUGAUUCGCAGAGAAAGUGAUGAUGGAAAAGUUAAAAAAGUAUCAAAAACUUUAUUUGAUGUUAAACCGGAAAAUACGAUGGCUGUAGAAUUAAACGUUGAUCCUGAUACAGGUCGUAUCGUAGAUGGACAAUUGGAUUUAAAUACCGGUAAAAUAAUUCCAUCGCUUUACGAUUUGAAAACGGGUAAUUUAAAGAAACCCAUUGGUAAAAAACAUUAUAAAAAAGUUUAUGUUAUCAUCAAUAUAGAAAAUAAUUCGAUAAUUCCUGGACAAGUUGAUUUAAAUGAAAGGACAGUCGUUGGAAAAUUUGAUCCGGAAACUUAUAAUCUGACUGAAAUUAAAUACGAUCCAAUUUCUAAAUCUUUCGAACCCGUAGAUCAAACUUCUGGAACCGUUUUCUUACAUUCAUCUAAACGUGGUCGUCGUGAUCAUGAUGAUGAUGAUGAUAAUUCUCAAUCACCUAAAAAAUCAACUGAAAAAUUAAAAAUAUCAUUCGAAAAAAUUCCUGAUAUUGAUACUACAGAUGUUAAAAUAAUAGAAUUACAAAUCGAUCCUAAAACUGGUUGCGUGUUAAACAAACACGUCAACGUGUCAACAGGAAAAAUAAAUGAAAAUUUGCACGAUUGGGACACGGGUAAACUUUUAAGUUCAGCAAAAAAAGAUGAUGGAAUCAUCGUUCACGCUCUUGUAGAUCCUUCCAGUUUGAUAAUCAUACCCGGACAAUUCGAUGAGAAAACGGGAAAAGUCAUUGGAAGAAUAAAUCCGAAAACGUUUAAAAUUCACGAUCUCGAAUACAAUGUUAACGAUAAAUGUUUUUACCAAGGUCCAAUUGUCGGGUAUAUAGAAAUUGAAUCUCAAACGACGCCAGUGAAAAAGAAUCGUAUCGAAAUGGAAAAAGAAUUAUCUAAAUUUAGAAAAUUAUUUUCCGACUAUGAUGACAUAAAAGUAUUAGAAGUCCAAAUAGAUCCUCAAACGGGUUUAAUAUUAGAUAAUCAAAUUGAUCUUAAAACUGAUAAAAUUAUUGAACCUAAUUUUGAUUUGUCCUCUGGAAAACUCAAACGUCCGAUUAAAGAAAAACAACCAACAUUUAUUCCCAUUCUUUACAAUCCGAAAAAUAACAAAUUACUACCUGGUCAAAUAGACAAAGAUAAUGGAAGUCUUGUCGGAAUCUAUGAUCCUAAAUCCCUCCAGUCGAUACCUGUAAAAUUCGAUACUCGAAUGAAUAAUUUUUACUACAUAUUAGAAAAAACGGAACCCGAACUUUCAUCCAAACAACCGGAGAAAAUAAGAAAAACGAUCGUCAAUUUAAGUGAAUUUCCAAAUUUGGACACAAACGAUUUGAAAGUAAUUGAAAUUCAAAUAGAUCCCAAAACGGGUCAUCUCGUGCCGGAUCAAGUGAAAUUACCUUCUGGUAAACUAAACGAAAGUAAAUUCGAUAUGUCAAAUGGUAAAUUAAAAGAACCCAUCAAAAAUGGCGUGACAAUUUACGUCAUGAUCGAUCCGAGCAAUAAUAAGCUUAUUCCCGGUCAAUUUGAUGAAAAAACUGGAAAAAUCAUCGGUAGAAUAAAUCCGAAAACGUUUAAAAUUCACGAUUUAGAUUAUGAUCCGAAAACUGGUAAUUUUUACGAAGGACCAAUAAUUGGAUACAUAGAAGUUGUUACAAAAUCCGCUCCGCAAAAGAAAUUCGAAGCUGAUGAUGAAAUCAAUCAAGACGAUUUGCUUUCGUGUAAAUUAGUUGCAGAUCCAAAGGAAGGAGAAUUGACCGUGUGCGAAUUACAAAUCGAUCCUAAAACGGGAAUUUUAUUAGAAGGACAAGUCGAUUUGUCAUCGGAUCGAUUAAAUGAUGAUAAAAUUGAUUUGAAAACCGGUAAACUUAAAUCACCCGUCGACGAGAAAAAUGGAAAAAUUAUUUAUUUUAUUAUUUAUUCGAAAUCAAAAACUUUGGUGCCCGGUCAAGUGGAUUCAAAAGAUGGACGAGUUAAAGCUUUGUUUGACGUGAAUAAAUCUAAAUUAGUGCACGUGGAUUACGAUCCGAACACUCGCCGGUUUUACUUGAGCAACUUGGAAAAAAAAUUACAUCCGACCGAUGAAAAAUCCAAACGGAAAAUAGAAAAAACUAAAAUUGUCUACGAGGAAGUACCCGAAUUGGAAACGGAAGACGUUAAAGCAAUCGAAGUUCAAAUUGACCCUGAAACGGGAUGCCUUUUAAAUGGUCAAAUUGAUUUGAAUACGGGAAAAGUAGUAGAAUCCAAAUACGAUUGGCCAUCUGGAAAACUUAAAAAACCGAUUGAUAAAAAUGGCAUAACAAUUUAUGCCAUUAUUGAUCCGAAUAAUAAAAAAUUAAUACCCGGACAAUUCGAUGAGAAAACUGGCAAAGUCACCGGAAGAAUAAAUCCAAAAACAUUUAAAAUACACGAAUUAGAAUACGAUCCGAAAACAAAAGAAUUUUACGAAGGGAGAAUCAUAGGUUACAUAGAAGUCAUCACGCAAAUAGUCCCGGCAAAAGAAACGGAAAUAAGUGAAAUGAUAACGUUCGAAAUGCCUCCUUCUGUUGAAUCCGGUGGCGUGAAAUUUAUAGAAUUGCAACUCGACCCUAAAACAGGUCGUUUACUAGAAGGUCAAAUAGAUUUAAAAACAAGCGAAAUUCACGAUUCGAAAUUCGAUAUGAAAUCUGGAAAAUUGAAAGAAACAUUAUUUGAUGCGAAAAAAAUAUACGCCGCCGUAGAUCCGGUAACAAUGAAAAUAAUUCCAGGACAAUUUGAUGAUAACGAUGGAACUGUCAUCGCUUUGAUGGAUCCGAAAACGCAAAAUUUAAUUCCGGUCUUUUUCGAUUCGAAAACUAAAAAUUUCUUUAUAAAAAAAUCUACUCGGGGCGAUGAGAAAAGCGUUAAACAACCCGUCAAAUCAUUAAUAUCUUUUGACGAUAUUCCAGUAUUAGAUACGGAAGACGUGAAAGCGAUUGAAGUUCAAAUAAAUCCGGAAACCGGAUGUCUUUUAGACGGGCAAAUUGAUUUUAAAACUGGAAAAAUAUUCGAUUCUAAAUUUGAUUUACCAUCUGGAAAAUUGAAACAACCCGUUGAUAAAAAAAGAGGACUCAUCGUUCACGUUAUAAUCGAUCCGAGUACGAAAACUUUGAUUCCCGGUCAAUUUGAUAAAAAGACGAAAAAACUAACCGGAAGAAUUAAUCCGAAAACGUUUAAAAUCCACGAAUUAGAAUACGAUCCGAAAAAUAAAUGUUUUUACGAAGGUCGUAUAAUUGGUUACAUUGAAGUUGUCACGCAAACCAUACCUGGAAAAACCACCGAAGUUGAAUUGGUAGAAUUCAAAUACGAAUUACUUCCGAUCGAAUCGAAAGAAAAUUUUCAAUUAGUUCAACUUCAAAUAGAUCCUUCGACAGGUGUUGUAUUAAACGAUUUGGUCGAUUUGAAAACCGGAAAAAUAAAUUCUUCUAAAUUUGAUGCUAAAACCGGUAAGCUUAAAACUCCCGAAAAGGAAAAAUCAGGAAAAAUCAUUUAUGCAUUGAUCGACGAUCAAAAGAAUUUAAUCCCCGGACAAAUUGAUAAAAACAAUGGGAAACUCGUGGGAUGCGUUCAUCCGCAAACUUUGACCUUAUUCACAAUAUAUUACGAUACUAAAACGCACAGCUUUUGGGUACCGAAAUCCGAAGCAUGGAAAACCAGAAGCGACUCGACGAGCCCACAAAAAGUUAUUUUCGAUCCGUCAGAUUUUUCCGACGACAAUCAUUUAUCCGUUGAGCUUUUGAUAGAUCCUAAAACGGGUUGUUUGCUCGACGAUCAAAUAAAUUUAAAAACUGGAAAAAUAAAUGAUAAAAAAUUUAACGUUCAAACUGGAAAAUUAAAAGAACCCGUGGACAAGAAAAAUUACCUCGUCGUUUACGCAGUCAUGAAUAAAAAAUCUAACAAACUUUUGCCGGGACAAGUGGAUGAAAAAACGGGAAAACUCAUUGGGAAAAUCGAUCCGAAAACAUUCAGAUUGAUCGAAGUUGAUUAUGACGAGAAAACAAAAUGUUUUUUCGGUCCAAAACCUAAAAGGCACGGUCAACGUAAAACUUUGAAAUCGGAAAAUGUUGAAGUCGACAUGUUCGGUUCGCCCAAUUUACAAAGCAAAGAUUUAAUGGCUGUUGAAAUAGAAAUCGAUCCGAAAACAGGGAUUAUUAUGCCGGGACAAAUCGAUUCAGUUUCUGGAGAAAUAAAAGAUUCUAAAAUUGAUUUAAAAAGUGGGAAAUUAAAAAAUCCUAAGGGUAAAAUUGUUUACUUGCUAAUUGAUUCGUACAAUAAAAAAAUAAUUCCCGGACAGUUGGACCAAAAUCGGGAAAAACUAACGGGGAAAAUCGAUCCCGAAACAUUUGACAUAAUAAAAAUAAAUUACGAUACGACUGUGGAAAAAUUUUUCGGAGGGGACGUAAUUGGGAAAAUUCAAAUAACGACGAGCACGUACAGCACGACGGAAGAUACCGAAAUCGUAAGACAAACAACAACCAAAACCGAAAGCAAACACUUUAAAAGUUCCAAAUACGAUUUUGUCUCUUCAUUUAUUGAACACGAAGCGAGUUCGAUCGCGGGUCGAAAAGUAUCGAAAAAGAAAAAAGAAAAGAAAACGGGAAAAGUAACAAGAGGAACGGAUAAAGAAGAACACUGGAGUUCAUCGGAGUCCGAUUCAGGUUCUUCUAAUUACGAAGAUUGUCAAACGGUUCAAGAAAAAAUAAGCAUUUUAGAAAAAUCAUCGAAAUCGUCAAAAACCGAUGGGAAAACGAAAAUUCCCAAAUUAGCCGGUAGAAAAUCGUCUUCGUUUAAAAAGAGAAAAAGUUCUUCCGGUUCGAGUUCCGAAUCGAGUUCCGAUGCGACCGAACAUACUGAAAGUAAAAGUGAAAGUAGUAGUAGAGAGUCAGGAGAGAUAAAGAAACGUACGUCAAAAAAAAUUUCUAAAAAACCCGAAGGAGAUGAUAAAACCGAAGAGGGUAAAACAAAAAUACCCAAAUUAACAGGUUCGUCGAAGUUGUCUUCAUACUUCGGCACAGGAAAAAAACAAGAAGGAAAGACACAACAACAACAACAAGGUGUUGAUGAUGAUGAUGAUGAUGAUAAAAGAAUUGAAGAAAAUUCCAACAAAUCGGUUACUGGACCAAAAAUAGUCAAAACUACGACAAAACAGCUAAUGGUCAAAGAUAAGGAAGGAGUGACGGAAAAUAUAGAAGAGAAAAUUGAAAAUUUAACAUCUGGAGAAGUUCAAGUCUCGACGCAAAUAAACAAGGCGGAAAAUUCAAAUGACGAAAGCAAAAGUCCUUAUAUAACAGCAACAGCUGUCACAACUCGCACUGCUACAAUGCACGAAAACAAAGGAACCAAAGCAAAAACGAGUCAGGUAGAAGAAAAAACGGUCGCUCAUUCGACAACUACGAGUGCAACGAGACAAGAAAAAAGAACCGUCACACAAGAAAUGAAAUCAACCACGACUCUACUUCCAGAGGCUCAGCAACAAUAUUCCAAUGAAGAUUCCGCAAGUUCUGACACCGACGAUUCCGGUACGAACAUUGAUGAUUACGAAAUCGGUGGCGAUUUGUUCGUUAAUCCAAAUAUUAAAAAUAAAUUUUCCGCGACGUCACCGCAAGGGAUCGUACAAACGGAAAAGUUGGUUUAUGGUUCUUCUAAAAUACCGACGGACAAACAUUUUACGAAAAAAUUACCGAUAAUUGAAACGGAAGUGAGAAAAGUCGCCGUGGAAAGCGGUGACGGUUCUUAUUCAUCGACUGGAGAAAUUGUUUCCUCGCAGACAAUUUCCAGCAAGACGCGAACCGUUGAAACAAUAACGUAUAAAACGGAAAAAGAUGGAGUAGUGGAAACUCGUGUCGAACAAAAAAUAACAAUUCAAUCGGAUGGAGAUCCAAUAGAUCACGAUCGUGCUUUAGCAGAAGCCAUACAAGAAGCCACAGCAAUGAAUCCGGACAUGACAGUUGAAAAAAUUGAAAUUCAACAGCAGACUGGACAGUAA
Messenger RNA from Pediculus humanus corporis (human body louse), 10680 nucleotides. RefSeq names its product 4.1 G protein, putative. The coding region runs from base 1 to 10680 and encodes 3559 amino acids. The transcript is spliced from 7 exons. Lineage: Eukaryota; Metazoa; Arthropoda; Insecta; Psocodea; Pediculidae. Gene Ontology annotation, cellular component: plasma membrane; cytoskeleton. The record is from RefSeq and is a predicted model, not a curated record. Gene Ontology annotation, molecular function: structural molecule activity; actin binding.